This is a messenger RNA of Caenorhabditis elegans, 1118 nucleotides long. RefSeq names its product F-box domain-containing protein (gene fbxa-98). Lineage: Eukaryota; Metazoa; Nematoda; Chromadorea; Rhabditida; Rhabditidae. The transcript has 4 exons. The coding region runs from base 93 to 1037 and encodes 314 amino acids. The record is from RefSeq and is marked reviewed.
UUCAACACAUUUCAACAUAUCAUUUUUCGCAAUUUUCUAUUAAAAUUUGAAGCAAAAGAAAUCGAUUAAUUUCUGGAGCAAAAACUGAACAUAUGGCAGAAAUUCAUGAAAACGAAAGGCAGAAAGACCGUUCUAAACCAUCGUUAUCUGACAUGCCAAUUGAGAUCAUUGAGGACAUCAUAAGCGAUCUUGCCGCAAUUGAUCGAAUUGCCGUACAAAAAGUGUCCCGAGGCUUCCGUGAUGUCAUCAAUCGUGAAGAUUUUGGUGUCAAAAGACUUUCACUUGAAGUUUCCACAAAAUCGUCAAUUUUGAGUUUUGAUGAUACAGAAGUCGAAUAUAAAAAUGUGCACGGAGAUUGUCUAGUGAAAAGUGGGAAUCGCGAAAAAAUUGUCAAUGGAUCUGAUCAUUCGACAUUAUCAAUGAAUGAUAUCCACAAUCUACUCAAGAAUCCAAAAGUUCAGCUAGAUUAUUUUGGCCUUGUCAUUGCCGGAGAUCAAACAUGCCGCUUUGAAAAUGUUCUGGAAAUGCUUCAGUCUUUGAAUUUUAAACUUUGUGUCAAGAAUUUCAGUGUUGCCAGAUUCCCACUGAAAUAUGUGAUUUCAUUUUUUAAAUGUUUGGCGGCGGAACAAAUUGAAAAUAUUACCUUUUAUUCUGAUGAAUACGACGAAGAAAACCCAAAAGAACUAGUAAAACUGGAACAGUGGAAAAAAGCAAAGUUUAUUGAAAUUUACGGAGGUUACACUUUUCCAUUUAAAGUGGAAGAUUUCCUUCAUUUCACAACAUUUUGGGUUCGGCUGGGCCAUUUUACAACGGAGGAUGCUGCAAAAGUUAGAGAUGUGCUCAUGAAACCUAACAAUAUAAACUAUGGAUACUUUGAUUUUUCCAUUUAUGACCCCAUAGCAAUUGCAAGAAUAUUUGAACCAAAUUACAAUGGCCCAUCCUAUGGAGCAUUACGUGUGCAUUCUACUGGCGGAAUUUUCAGCGCGGUUUUCAGUAAAAAUCAAUUGAAAAUUAAAAGAAAAAGUAAUGUUAACUGAUAUUCAUUUAUUUUUGUGAAAUUUUAUCUAAUUUUUCAGUUGAACUGUAUAUAUUCUUUCAAUAAACAUUCCGAAACCGUG